This is a messenger RNA of Penaeus vannamei (Pacific white shrimp), 1269 nucleotides long. Its product is annotated as mitotic-spindle organizing protein 2B. The record is from RefSeq and is a predicted model, not a curated record. Lineage: Eukaryota; Metazoa; Arthropoda; Malacostraca; Decapoda; Penaeidae.
UCACUCCUUGUUGUUGAGGCUCUUUUUUUGCGUCCUGCUCAGUUUGAGGAUGAGUGAAGUCCACCAAUAUAUCCUGGUAACCAAAAACAACUUGACGUCUGACCAGCGAAAGUUGUAUGACUUGGUUCAAGCAGCUGGCAUUGUGAUGCACCCAACACUUUUCAAGAGCAUCAUGGACCUACUCAAUGAGAAAGUUCCUCCACAUGCUCUCCUAAAUGUACUGAAGGAGCAGAGUGGAAGGAUUCUCAAUAGGAGCAACAUCAGCAACGAUAACUUCCUUCCAGAAGAAUUCAUAAAUGGAAACAUGAGAUAGACAAACUUCUGAUCUUCAGGGAUGAUUUCUGGUUAUUGUGGAGUUUGUAAAUGAUCUUAAUAGUUACCAAAAGGUUGAAAGCUUUAGUUAAUUUAGUUUUUUUUUUGUUUCCUCUCCUUUCUCUUUUUUCCUCUCCUCUUCUCUCUUCUUCCCUGUCCUGUCCUCUUCUCUACUCUCUGCUCCCUUCCUCUUCUCAAUCCAUAUUCUCCUCUUCUUCUCCUCUCUUCUCUUCUCUUCUCUCCUACUGCUUGUUUCAGAGAACUGAAAUGGUUUCAGUCUCAAUUAAUGGUUCAAAUAUUGAAUCUCAGAUAUAGUUUGAUGUACCAUUGAAUAAAAAAAAGAAUAAUCAUCAUUUAAAAUUGUUCUUUCUUAGAUAAAGAAAUUGUCAGUUACCCUCUGAUAUAAGAGAAAGCCUUUGGUUGAAUUUUUAAAAGGCAGGUCAGUGUAUUGCCAGGGAAAUGUGAAAAUAUUUGUUUAGCUCCUGGAGCAAAUGGUAAGAAUUUCUAGAUGAAAGACUAAUGAGCAUCUUGAUGAUAAGAAUUAACACAGCUUUUGUUAUAGAGUAGUAGAAUGUGAGUAGUUUUUUGUACUGUCCAUAAAAUAUACGGUCUUUAAAACAAUUUUUUAUCAUUCACAAGCAAGUGCCAACAAUAUUAACACAGUAUAUCAGUACAAAGGUAUUGAAGUGUAGAUAAUGUACCAAAUACUAUUUUUGAGAAGUGAGUAUAAGAUUUUUUAAAGAUUAGAUUUUAAUAAUAGUUCCUGCUAAUAAAAAAGUACACAGGUAUGUUGGCUAAAUCUGAGGAUAAAAGGGAUUUACAUUACCAAAAGUGUGUUUUAGGAAUAUUGAUAAUGGAGAAUGUUGAUAUAGGUACUCAUUUGUUUCAGAGCUUUAUCAUUUUUUAUCUGAUUGAAUUGACUGCAAAUAGCAUAAUUGUGAAAUAAAAGUAGAUUGA